CAGAUACUGUAUGCGAGAGUAAUAAUUACUGAAGUUGACAGUUACUUACAACAUGCUUAAAAUGUAAUGAGCUCUCUUAAGACUUUUAGCUACUAUUAAAAACCCCCUAUUUAUACAAGUAGGAUGCCUGGCAAUGUCCUCUUCAUAGUAUUUAUGAUUCUAUGCUUCACUAAAUCACAACUUGCAUUCAUUCGUCAUGUAAAGAGGUUGUUUUCCUGGCUCAGUGGAAGCUCUACACAGCAAAGAGGAUGUACAAUCGAUUUACAUGAGGACCUUUCUGACAGUUUUGAACCAGUAUUUCUCACUUAUGGGAAGCAUGGAACGGAAAUGGCAAAACCUUCACUAAUAGAAAAUCGAGGAGUAAUACAACUUAAGAAAGGCCAGGAUAUAAUAAUCGCAUGUCCUGGAAAAUUCAAUAGACUGAACGUGGGGAAUGACCUGAGGUACACAAUAUCACAGUGUGUGGAGGGGAGCAGACUGAUGGUGGGGGGGAGGGAGAUGAGAGCUUUGGACAUACAGUGUGUCAGUCCAGUGACAUCAUCUGUGAGACUGACUGAUAGACGAUGUGGACAGACCAAUGCAGCCAUGGUGGAAAUCGGCUAUGAGAUAUUUGGCUGGCAUCGUCUGAUUUCCUCUUGCUACAUUGCCAGUCGGCUCACUUCACUUUACUCCAUCCACUUCCUCAAUGGUUCCAUACUUGCAGGAGCCAAACGCUCAAGUAAUGGCCGCCCUUACUUCCAGCAUGGCUCACACGUCUUGUACGAAGGGGUGAAUCCUGAGCCACUUUAUAGAAAGCAAAACCAAGACCGAAUUUUGACAUUGUUGCUUGGGGAACUAAAGGCAAGAUACAUUCUCCGCAAAACUUUCCUGUCAAGAGGUCACCUGGCUCCUGACUGUGACUUUACUCUGGGAGCUUGGCAAGCUGCAACUUACUUCUAUGUCAACUCCGCACCCCAGUGGCAGAGUAUAAACUGUGGUAACUGGAGACGAGUGGAGAACCAGAUACGAGCUCUUGCAAUAAUUGAAAAGAUUGAUUUCAUCGUUACAACUGGCACAUAUGGAAUAUUAAAGCUCUUAGAUGCCAAUGGAACAUACAAGAAUAUAUUUAUGGAUCCAGAAAAUAAAAAGUUGCCAGUGCCAAAUUUCUUUUGGAAAAUGGUUUACAACCCUUUAACAAGUGCUGGGAUAGUGUUUAUAAUAAGUAACAAUCCAUUCCUUCGCCGAUCACCCAAGUACGUUUGUAAAGACGUUUGUUACGCUCACGGCUGGACUCAGCCUUUUGAAACAAACAGUGGCCACAAAGGAUACGUCUACUGCUGCAGUAUAUCACAUUUUAGGAAUGUCGUUGAAUAUGCUCCUGAUUUCCACAGUAAAUAUAUUUUAACAUUUUUGGGGAAAAACAUAACCAAAGAUGAAACUAAAAGAAAAAGAUCGAUAGGAAGAUGACAUUUACAAAUAAAUCUCCUUAAAAGACUGAGUUCCCCUAGAUCAACUGAUACAACUAUAUCAAAUUAUUUUGCACAGCUGAAACUAACAAAAAUCUCCUUUUUGCGUACAGAUAAAAAAAUAUUGUCAGUUUAUGAAAUAACAAUUAGCCCUAAAAUAUUUGAGUUGUGUGUUUAAAUUAGUACUUCAUGUUUAGAUAUACUUAUUGGAUAGGUUAGUACCCAAGUUUUUCCCCAACAGACAGUAUUUUUUAUAUCUUACUUAAAAAACAAAAAAAUGCAUCACAAUAAUUUUCAAUAAAAACAAACUUGAAAGAAUUUAAA
Messenger RNA from Macrosteles quadrilineatus (aster leafhopper), 1769 nucleotides. RefSeq lists its product as uncharacterized. The coding region runs from base 124 to 1446 and encodes 440 amino acids. Gene Ontology annotation, biological process: apoptotic DNA fragmentation. The record is from RefSeq and is a predicted model, not a curated record. The transcript is spliced from 7 exons. NCBI's taxonomy places the organism in Eukaryota, Metazoa, Arthropoda, Insecta, Hemiptera, Cicadellidae. Gene Ontology annotation, molecular function: nucleic acid binding; single-stranded DNA endonuclease activity; RNA endonuclease activity. Gene Ontology annotation, cellular component: mitochondrial inner membrane; nucleus.